AUGGCAGAGGAGUUGAAUUGCGACCUAGAUGAAGGUUCGCAUCACGAUGGUUCCGAUGGCGGCUCCAAGUCAAGUGCAGAAGAUGCUCAAGAGCAUGCUAAUGACUCAAAAGAAACUUUUCAACCCCCACCCGAGAAAGUGGAAGACGUUUUGGACCUGGACUACGAUGAAGGCUCACCAAAUGGAAAUCAAGAAAGGGCAGAAGAUGGGGAAGAGAGUUCUGAUGGAGAGAUAAAGGACUCAAGUGAUGAAAACAAGAGUAACGCAGCUAACGGAGACAAAGAAGAAGGAGAAAUAGACGACAGUGAUGAAGAUGAUGGUGAAAUAGAGGUUGACGUCGAAAGGACGCGGAAAGUUCCUAUUGAGGCUCGUCUAAGUAGACCAUCUGCUCCUGUGCGAGACAGAUGUGUUAAAGUUCGAGAAUGUCCGUAUGAAAUCAAUGGUUCCUGUACGUGGGGUCCCGAUUGCAAAUAUAUUCAUCGUAAUAAGGAACCCUUAAGACUGUUCAGCAGAGGAAAAGUAGCAGAGGAGACCUCAUGGGAACGUGGACUUCGCGAAGCGCGAGAAGCUAUGCGAAGAGCCUCCAAAAAACGCCAAGAACCUGAAUUUGAGACGAAACGGCUGAAUGCAGCGCCGACUGGAGAGCGUACCCGAACCGUUCACGAUUCAGAUUCCGACGAUGUCUCAUCCCCACACAGGCGAUCACCGCAUUCAUCUCGUCAGCAUAUACCAUCACUGCUGGAAAUUGCCACACUUCCUCCACGUUUCCCGAGCCGAUCAUCAUCGCAUAAAGAUUUGGGUCCACAAGUUCGAUACCCGUGUGGUCGACCACCUCCACCUGCUCGAAGUGAUAGACGAGGUGGAGGUGGUGAUGGUAACAGUCAGCGUCAUUCAUCUUCACGGCAAGAUAAAGUUAAAGAAUCAGCACCACGUUCGCGACGUGAGUCUCCGCACAGCUCCUCGUCCACAAAGGCAAAGUCUCGCACUGGAAGAAUAUCCCCUUCGCUUGAUGCCUCUCCGAUAAGCAGUGACUCCUCACUUUCACCUGCUAGAAGUCCACGUAAAACUGCUAACCCCACUCAUACUGACAAAAAUGUAGACAAGAAAGUUAAAAAGAAAGUUCAAAGUGGGAGUGCUAUGGGUGAUGUGACAGAUCCGUGGGCCCGUAAGAAGAAAGCGACUUCUUGGACGAAGAACAACAAUGAACCAAAAACGAGAGGACGUUCAUCAAGCAACAGCUCGUCGAGCUCAACGAAUAGCCAUGAGAAGCUCCGCCGUGCUGCGGCAGCAAAUCUUAAUCGCAACUCGCGUCUACCUUGUUCACCACCUGUCGCUAAGGUCGAAAGGCGACUUUCACCCCCUAGGGGAGAUAUUGCGGGAUUCCGUAUACCGAAAAAGCACCGCGCCGCAUCAUCUCGCGACCGGACGUAUAGCAGUGCUCGUGGAAACUGUGAUUCUGGCCGGGACGUGGCAUUUUCGAAGAAGUCUAAUGUAGAUUCCCAUUCAUCGAAGAGAUCGGAUUCCAAAAAGAAUCGCGAGCCCUGUAAACUUUCCGACGAUGAAAUGGAGCAGACAAUUGACAGCCGUGGUGCUGAAAAUAUUAGCGAUUCGGAAUCAGCUCAAUCGGUCAGCAGGAGCUCAUCUGUAAUGUCGUCAUCCUCAUCUCAAGGCUCUUCGCAGAGUAGAUCUGCUUCACCUGCGUUACCGGCCAAGUAUCGUGUCCCUGGUGGCAAAGAAGACGCCCCUGCAUCAAUAGAAAAAACCGUGGCUUCCGUAUCGGAUUCGGAAGGCGAAUCAAAGAAAAAGAACCGUUCCAAAGGUGCUUCAAAGGGUAAACGUUCUGGUGCAUCGCCACAUCUUCGUGAAAUAUCACCUUCACCAUCUCCUCCUCCACCACCGCCUCCACCAGAUGAUGCUAAUAGUCGUCGACGGCAGCGCGACAAGUCUGAAACACCUCCUCCACCACCUCCACCUCUUCCUUUGAUAAAUGAAUUCGUUUUGGAAAGGCAGGCGAGAAAAGGGAGAAACGUAACGGAAAAGCGCUCAUCGGCUGAGAAACCAAAACGUGAGAGGAGUCCGCCGAAGAAAAAAGCUAAGGGUAAUCAUGACGGCCUCACAGACAAAGAACGACGAAAGCGAGAGCUCAUGGAACAGUUACGUGCUGUCGAGGAAGAGUUGAAGAAAAGGACUGCAGCGACUUCUGCCUUGUAA
This is a messenger RNA of Haemonchus placei, 2211 nucleotides long. The record is from the annotation of a GenBank genome assembly. Lineage: Eukaryota; Metazoa; Nematoda; Chromadorea; Rhabditida; Trichostrongylidae.